Molecule: messenger RNA, 276 nt
Organism: Trichosurus vulpecula (common brushtail)
Lineage: Eukaryota; Metazoa; Chordata; Mammalia; Diprotodontia; Phalangeridae
Product: 40S ribosomal protein S26-like
Exons: 1
Coding region: 1-276 (91 amino acids)
Biological process (GO): translation
Cellular component (GO): cytosolic small ribosomal subunit; ribosome
Molecular function (GO): structural constituent of ribosome; mRNA binding
Source: RefSeq, a predicted model, not a curated record
AUGGCCAAGAAGAGGAGGAAUAAUGGGUGUGCCAACAAGGGUGGCGGCCACGUGCAGCCCAUCCACUGCACCAACUGUGUCCGCUGUGUGCUCAAGGACAAGGCCAUCAAGAAGCUCGUCAUCUGCAACACUGUAGAAGCUGCAGCUGUCAGGGACAUUUUGGAGGCCAGCGUCUUUGACUCCUUUGUGCUGCUCAAACUGUAUGUGAAACUACAUUGCUGUGCGAGCUGCAGGAUCAACAGAACGGUAGUGAGGAAUUGGUCCCAUGAGGAAUGA